This is a messenger RNA of Musa acuminata AAA Group (dessert banana), 3739 nucleotides long. Its product is annotated as RNA polymerase II C-terminal domain phosphatase-like 1. Gene Ontology annotation, molecular function: RNA polymerase II CTD heptapeptide repeat phosphatase activity. The record is from RefSeq and is a predicted model, not a curated record. The transcript has 18 exons. NCBI's taxonomy places the organism in Eukaryota, Viridiplantae, Streptophyta, Magnoliopsida, Zingiberales, Musaceae. Bases 395 to 3178 code for a protein of 927 amino acids.
GGGUUUCCGGAUUCCUCAUCAGUGGCUUCUAAGAAGCACACAGGAAACGGGGAAGAACACCAAGAAACCCCUCGAAUCGCUCCCCCACAGAACCGUAAAUUUUUUUCGAUUCCGAACGGCGGAGGCAUUAAACCCCCUCGUGUAACGAAUCCGAGCCGCCCGCGAGCAACUCCCGACCGCAGGACAGAUUAAAGAACUUUUUCGAGUGAAGAAGACCUGAACUAUAAUUUCUUCUUCUUCUUCUUCUUCUUGUGCUGGAACGAUCCAAGACCCAUCCUUUCUUGUGACCUUCUAUUAGACCGGACAUUGAAUUCCACAACUGUUACCUAGAUCUGUUGGUCUUGUUGAAGGAUUUUUGGUCUUGAUCGACAAAAUCUAUCUUGAUCUCGUAAAAAUGUUUAAAUCUGGUGUUUACUACGAGAACUCCUUUUGUGGGGAGGUUCAAAUUUAUCCCCAGAAUCCGAACAUCGGCUCAAGGAUCAGGGAGAUCCAGAUCUCCCAUCUCUCGCCUUCCAGCGAGCGGUGCCAACCGCUCGCCCUUCUACAUACCGUCACCUCCGGCGGCGUCUGCAUCAAGGUGGAGUCGACGUCAACAUCAACCGAUGAUUCGCCAUUAUUCCGUUUGCACACUACUCUCGCCAGAGAGAAUAAGACUGCUGUUGUUCAGCAAGGCAAAGAAGAGCUGCACCUCGUGGCCAUGACAUCCAGAAAGAAUCCGAUGCCAUAUUCUUGUUUCUGGGGGUUCAGUGUUCCAUCACAAUUGUAUGAAUCUUCUCUGCUGAUGCUGAACCUAAGGUGCCUUGGUAUUGUGUUCGAUCUUGAUGAAACACUUCUAGUUGCUAAUACCAUGCGCUCAUUUGAGGACCGGAUCGAUGCUCUUCAGCGAAAAAUAAAUAAUGAAACAGACCCUCAGCGCGUUGCUGGUAUGCUAAUGGAGAUUAAGCGGUACCAAGAUGACAAGUCAAUUUUGAAACAAUAUGCUGAAAAUGACCAGGUCAAUGAAAAUGGAAGGUUGUUCAAGGUUCAAUCAGAGAUGGUCCCACCUUUGUCUGAUAGCCAUCAAUUGAUUGCACGCCCAGUAAUACGGUUGCAAGAGAAAAACAUCAUUCUAACGCGUAUAAAUCCAUCAAUACGAGAUACGAGUGUUCUUGUUCGAUUAAGGCCUUCAUGGGAAGACCUCCGGAGCUAUUUAACAGCAAGAGGACGGAAGCGUUUUGAGGUCUAUGUUUGCACAAUGGCUGAAAGAGAUUAUGCAUUGGAAAUGUGGAGGCUUUUAGACCCAGAUUCUAGCUUGAUUAAUUCUUCAAAACUACUUGACCGCAUAGUUUGUGUUAAGUCAGGCUCAAGAAAGUCGCUGCUCAAUGUCUUUCAAGAUGGAAUCUGCCAUCCGAAGAUGGCACUUGUGAUUGAUGAUCGUCUAAAAGUCUGGGAUGAAAAAGAUCAAUCACGAGUUCAUGUUGUCCCUGCUUUUGCCCCAUAUUAUGCUCCUCAAGCAGAGGCCAAUAGCACCAUCCCAGUUUUAUGUGUUGCAAGAAAUGUUGCCUGUAAUGUCAGAGGUGGUUUUUUCAAGGCUUUUGAUGAAGGAAUAUUACCACGAAUAAGUGAAAUUUUAUAUGAAGAUGAAAUGAAAGAUAUUCCACCUGCUCCAGAUGUGGGCAACUUCUUGAUAUCAGAGGAUGACACUUCGACAUCAAAUGUAAACAAAGACCAGUUAUGUCACAAUGGCAUGGCAGAUGCAGAGGUUGAGAGAAAAUUGAAGGAAGCAAGUUGCAGUGUCCAAGCUGUUCAUCCCAUGGUCACUAACUUUGUGCAGCGACCAGUAUCUUCUCAACAUGUUGCUUCUUCAUUUGGUACUUCACUGACUGCUAUGCAGAUGAUGGUGCCUUUACCUAAUGAUCAAUGCUCUCAGUCUGUUGCAGUAGGUAGGCCCUUAGGCCAAUUGGCCUUUCCAGAACCUAGCUUUCAAGGCUCUCCUUCUAGGGAAGAGGGUGAGGUUCCUGAAUCAGAACUAGAUCCAGACACAAGGAGAAGGCUUCUCAUAUUGCAACAUGGUCAAGACACGAGAGAACCUCCUACCUCUUUUCCUAUGAACCCCCCGCUUCAUGUCUCAAUUCCUUCUGUACAACCACAAGGAAGUUGGUUUCCGUUGGAAGAAGAGAUUAAACCAAGACAAGAAAACACAGCAUCAAAAGAGUUUAUCAGAGAACUAGAUCAUGCACGGUAUAAAAAACGGUUUAGGCAUCCAUCUUUCAUGCAUGGCGGAGAGAACUCUGUUCCUUACGAUAGAGUUCAUGAACCUAGAAGAUCACCUUUGAAUAAUGGAGGCGACCGUGUGUGGCAAAAUAAUUCCUUGUCAAACUUCAAUUCCUUUAAAGGUGACAAGGUGCCUAUGGGGCGAAACUUUUCAAGCUACAAAGAUGCCCAGUUUGAAACCAGACAGGCUACUAUAAAGCAGGCAGAAUCUCCUGCUGGAAUUUUACAGGAAAUAGCGAUGAGAUGUAGAAAUAAGGUGGAGUUUCGAAGCACUCUUUGUGAUACUGCAGAACUGCAGUUUUCAAUUGAGGUUUGGUUUGUUGGAGAAAAGUUAGGUGAGGGGGUUGGCAAAACGAGGAAAGAAGCCCAACAUCGAGCUGCUGAGAUCUCCGUUCGGAAUUUGGCUGAUAAAUACUUGUCAAAUGCUCUCACGGGCCCUAAUACUGUGCAUGGAGAUCUACCUAAGCUGCCUCAAGCCAAAGAAAAUGGUCUUUUAAGUGAAUUAAAUUCAUAUGGAUAUCAGCCAUGCUCCAGGAAUGACCUUUUACUUGUUGCAAGUACAUCAGAAAAUUCUCAUUCCAUGGAUCAGAGAUUAGAAGGCUCAAGAAAAACAUCUUCUAUUACUUCUCUCAAAGAACUAUGUGUCAUGGAGGGUUUCGACCUUGUUUUUCGAGCUGAACCUUCAACCUCAAAUGGUUCAGUUAGUAAAGGGGAAGUGUCGGCACAGGUAGAAAUAGCAAGACAGAUCUUGGGGAGAGGAGUUGGAACAACCUGGGUGGAAGCUAAGCUCCAGGCUGCUGAACAAGCUCUUGGAACUUUGAGAUCCAUGCUUGGUCAAUUCACUCAAAAACACUCUAGUUUACCAGGGUCAAUGUCAAUAACAGCGAACAAGCGGUCCAGGCCAAUUUUCACGGAUGCUGCAUAGAUUUCCCAUCUUCUGGGUGAUACUCUAAAAGUGAAAUUCCAGUGCCUCGAGGACUAUGCUACAACUUCAAUGGUUCUCUGCUAAAGUACAUGGUCGCAGCAAGAGCAAGGACACCAAGCCCUGACGACACCGAGCAGUCUUCUCCACAAAGUUGAUAGAGCUAUAUCUCAUGCAUUUUUGGGCACCUCAAUCAGAAUAUCUCAUCUGGAAGCAUGUGUUUUACAUAUCGCUGCUAAUUAUAUGUUUCUGUGAUGAUUACUGUUUGGGAUCACUCCACCGAUUGAACCUUUCAAUUGUGGGGACAAUGUUUGAAGUUAUAGUAGUAUCACCUGUUGCUGAUACACCUUGUUGCCUCGUACUUCCGAGAUCCCAAAAACUAUUAAGAUCACCAGAGUUGCAUCAUUGAUUUUUUUUUUUAUGGUUCCAACAUUAUCUAGUUUGUGAUGAUCAGAUUGGAGGGAAAUGAAUCACCUUCCAGUCAAGAAAGUCAUUAUUUGUAAACAUUCAUCAUUUGCCAACAGCGAGUUUUAUCGAGUCGAUAGAGUGCUUUAACCUACUCCA